Messenger RNA from Talaromyces stipitatus ATCC 10500, 1705 nucleotides. RefSeq lists its product as hypothetical. The record is from RefSeq and is a predicted model, not a curated record. NCBI's taxonomy places the organism in Eukaryota, Fungi, Ascomycota, Eurotiomycetes, Eurotiales, Trichocomaceae. Bases 430 to 1563 code for a protein of 377 amino acids. The transcript has 4 exons.
ACACCAAUUAAUAUCAACCGAUCAACCUUAUUGCUCCUUUUGUUUUUCUGAACUGCGCAUUCAAUCAUGAUCGCCUAUUCCUCGAGGCGGGGCUGGUGAGACUCGAUGACAAAAUGAAACAUAUACUACCUAGGUACGAUACGUAUGGAAAACGCAAGCUGCAACUGGGCCAGAAAAUCCAAGCUUCGGAACAUUUGGGGGUGGUUGGAGUUCACACCCAGCUUGAAGCACAAGCAUGCAUGUGAAAGCAGGGUAGGUCUUCAAACACACGAAUUGAAUAUUUUGCGGUCAGCAGAAUUGUCCUCCAGUGCGUGAUCAUACUACUUUAACUAGUCCUGAUAGCAGAUAUGAAGCGUUAUCUUCUCGUCCCUCUGACCAACCAAAGUCGGUUGAAUACUACUAGUUGUAGCAGUACAGAGAAACUUUGUGAUGAUGGCGGCGAACAGUGUGGACUUGAACGCCAAUUCAAAAGGUGGUCUUAUUGCUGUGAGUGUGGUCAUGCUUGCGGUCGCAAUUAUCGCUGUGCUGCUUCGAACAUGCUCGAUCCUACUCGAUAAAUCUCGCAAACUCGGUCUAGAUGAUCUCUGCGUGACACUUUCGCUGCCUUUCUAUGCAGGCGAAGCAGCCCUGGUAUUCUGGUGGAUUAGACUAGGUCUUGGUCGUCAUGAAUCAACGGUACCACUCGAGGACCUAGCACAGGCUAGUAAGAUCGUUUUUGCCAGUGGCUACUUGUUUAACACAGGACUAGCCCUGCCCAAGUUUUCUGUCAUUCUUUUCUACCACCGUAUCUUCGGGAAAACCACCAAGUGGUUCUACGUGCUGAUGUGGGUGGCCGGAGCCCUGAACAUGGCAUGGCUGAUAACGACAUAUUUCUGCGCUACCUUUCAAUGUUCUCCCGUGCGAGCAGCCUGGACUACUGUUCCAGGCAGUACUUGCAUCCCAAUUGGAAGAAUCUACAUCGGCACUUCUAUCGUCAGCACCAUCGUCGACUUGAUCAUCAUUACCAUGCCCAUGCCCUUACUUCUUGGUUUACAUGCGUCCAAAAGUCGAAGGACUCUAGUGCUUAUUAUUUUCAUCUGCGGAUACUGUGUCAUCGUCACUUCUCUCGGCCGCCUCAUCACCGUCGCCAAAGUGGGAGCAGGUCUGACUCAGGACAUCACCUGGUCCGACGUUACUUACAUCAAAUGGGUGCAAUGCGAAGGUGCCCUCUCGAUAACGUCAGCCUCCCUACCAAACAUCCUCGGUUUCGCACGCCAAAUUUACUGGCAUGGUUUCCGCGUCUCCAUCGCACGCAAAGUCCGUUAUUCUCGCCAGGGUUCAGGAACAGGACAUUCUAAAACACGACAAAACUUUCACGAAAUGAACGCAAUUGCACCAGAAAAUGGGAUCAUUCGAACAACCGAAUGGAACACCACAACAACACAGACCGUCCCGUCGACGAGAUCGACACCCGCGGAUCAAUUUGGGAGUGAAGAAGAGCUGGGAAUCUUGACUGGAAGCCAACCCACACGAUUCUAUUUUAUUGGACGAGGUGAUGAGCACACUAAGGCUUAUCAUCGAUAAUCAGUAGAAUCCUCACCACCCACUCACCGCCUGUAGAUAAUCUUGAAAGCUUCACGUUCAUACUACUCUUUUCCAGUUCCCCAUGAAUUGUAAUCGUCCCAGUCAAAAAUUAAGUUCCGAUACAGAUUUAUCCAGUCUUUUC